AUGCCGGCUACUUCUACGACACGUGCGACCUCACAAACAUAUCACAUACCUCCCCUCAUACGUAGGGACGCACCCGGCUAUGUAUGGGGUCUAUCAACACGCCGGCUACUCCUACGACACGUGCGACCUCACAAGCUUAUCACAUACCUCCCCUCAUACGUCGGGACGCACCCGGCUAUGUAUGGGGUCUGUCAACACGCCGGUUACUCCUACGACACGUGCGACCUCACAAGCAUAUCACAUAUCUCCUCUCAUACGUCGGGACGCGCCUGGCCACGUAUGAGGUCUGUCAACACGCCGGCUACUCCUACGACACGUGCGACCUCACAAGCAUAUCACAUAUCUCUCCUCAUACGUCCUCAUACGUCGGGACGCACCCGGCCACGUAUGAGGUCUAUCAACACGCCGGCUCCCCUCAUACGUCGGGAUGCGCCUGGCCACGUAUGA
Molecule: messenger RNA, 447 nt
Organism: Prunus armeniaca (apricot)
Lineage: Eukaryota; Viridiplantae; Streptophyta; Magnoliopsida; Rosales; Rosaceae
Source: the annotation of a GenBank genome assembly